This is a messenger RNA of Raphanus sativus (radish), 1402 nucleotides long. RefSeq names its product kelch repeat-containing protein At1g19460. The record is from RefSeq and is a predicted model, not a curated record. The coding region runs from base 62 to 1267 and encodes 401 amino acids. The transcript has 2 exons. Lineage: Eukaryota; Viridiplantae; Streptophyta; Magnoliopsida; Brassicales; Brassicaceae. Gene Ontology annotation, molecular function: protein binding.
UUAGGCUCGCUUUCAGUUAAUUCCUCUACCAACUGAUUUUCUGACUUCACACGGCACGGCCAUGAAGGUUAUCUCUCACAUUCCCGACGAAGAACCAAACGGCGGCGAUCCAAACAAGAAACCACAAGAAGUAGUCGAGAAGAAACAAGAAGACGACGUUAAGCGAGGGAACUUGUUGGAAUCACUACCUGACGACGUCACGGAACUCUGCGUCGCACGAGUCUCCAAAUAUAACUACCCGGAGUUAUCGUCAACCUCCACCGCCUUCCGUCGUCUCAUCGCUUCGCCGAAGCUCUACAUCACGCGCUCCCAGCUCGCCCUCGUCCAACGCUUUCUUUACGUCUUGAUCAGCUUCCCACCUCGCAAACUCCCAGAGUGGUACAUUCUCUAUCCAUCACCCGACAACGCUUCUCUACAGUUGCGCAGGAUCAGCUCCCUCCCUACCAUGCCUUUUGGAGCCGCCGUGGUCACCACGGCAACGGAGAUAUACGUGAUCGGCGGAUGCGACGACGGCGAAAGAAACACUCGGGACUUGAUCCUCAUCGACUGCGCAACUCACAAGUGCGAUCGCUCCCUCCCGAGGAUGAAGGUGGCUCGCCGCGGGGCAGCCGCGGGGAUAGUCGACGGAAAGAUUUACGUGAUCGGAGGCUGCGAGAAGAGAUAUUCCGAUUGGUUCGAAGUGUUCGACCUAAGGACGAAGGUCUGGUCCGGUGAAUUGGUGGGGACGAUCACAGCCGAAGUGGAUUUGGAGUUCUUGUCAGAUGCAGUGAUGGACGGGGAGAGGAUUUACACUCUGGAUCGUAAGCAGCGCAUUCACGCGUUUAAUCCCAAAACUUUUGUGUGGACAUCAUGGUUGGAUGGGUCUCCUUUGAGUUCUUUAUGGAAAAAGUCCUCUUGUGUGGUUGACGGCAUGUUGUACUCAAUUGAUCCUGCGUGUACCUUUUAUCAUCCACUAGUGGUGUUUAAUCCGGAGGGGGAACGGUGUUGGAGACCCGUGGAUUUAGGGGCAAGUCAAACCCUUAUGCCUCCUGUGCUCUAUUAUGAGCAGUCUAAAAUGGCCAAUGUUGGUGGGAAGUUGAUGCUUUUGGCCUCUAGUCACUGCUGGUCAUCGACUUGUGACGAGGAAAAACUAAUCUGGUUUUUUAUGAUCGCUUUGGAAAGACGUCAGGGAGGUGUGAUUCGUGGGACCGUCGAAUCAGCUACUAUUGUGUUUAGAACCAUGGAGUCGCCACCUUCCAUUGAGCUUUGUCGAUCUAUUACCAUGUGAUGGAUCUUGUGGAAGCCGAGUAGCUGAGAAGCAGCUGUUAUAUGACAUUCUCAAGAGUAAAUGUUAGGCUUUCGUGAAGAAGCUUCUUGUGAAUACUUUUAGCUUUGACGAGUAGAUUCCUCUAAACUGUAAAAA